AGCACUCCCACCCUAGCAACGUGCGCCUGCUGCUAGGGGCGGAGGCGGGGGAGGGCUCGGAGGCUGCUCACACCCGCCAGCUCCGCGUUCCCGCUGGCCCCAGCUCCAGCCCCCGAGCCCGCCGUGCAAACAUGCUUAGACAGAGAAGAGAUUAACUUCAGUGGCUUCCCACUAAUUACAGAGAUUAAGAAGUGCCUGCCUGAAUUAUUUUCCAAAGGAUACACAUUACAAAUUAUUGCAUAGGGGCAGCUCACCAAGAAGAUCCUAUUGGUUUGGGGGGAACGCAACUUCCAGCAGCCACAAGGAAUGCUGCUACUCAGGUACCAACUGAAACAAGCUCCUCCACAGAAGGUUUGGUGUAGGUUUUGUGCUGUGAUGGGGAAACUGCAAAGCAAACUCAAACACAGCACUUACAAAUACAGCAGGCCUGAUGAAAUUAUAGAAGAGAGAAUUCAGACUAAAGCUUUUCAAGAGUAUAGCCCAGCUCACAUGGAUACCGUCUCUGUCGUUGCUGCUUUGAACUCAGAUGUUUGUGUCUCUGGAGGGAAAGAUAAGACAGUUGUGGCCUAUAAUUGGAAAACUGGAAAUGUGGUGAAAAGGUUCAAAGGACAUGAACAUGAGAUCACCAAGGUAACCUGUAUUCCCAAUUCCAACCAGUUCUUCAGUGCCUCUCGUGACAGGAUGGUCAUGAUGUGGGACUUGCACGGUUCCUCACAACCAAGGCAGCAAUUGUGUGGCCAUGCCAUGGUGGUCACCGGAUUGGCUGUGAGUCCAGACUCAUCACAGCUGUGCACUGGCUCUCGGGACAACACCCUGCUUCUGUGGGAUGUGGUGACAGGACAGAGUGUGGAAAGAGCAUCUGUCUCCAGAAACGUGGUCACUCACCUGUGCUGGGUCCCCAGAGAACCAUACAUACUACAGACCUCUGAAGAUAAAACCCUCAGAUUAUGGGACAGUCGGGGGCUGCAGGUAGCUCAUAUGUUUCCUGCAAAGCAGUACAUUCAGACCUACUGUGAAGUCAGUGUGGAUGGACACAAGUGUGUCUCCUGCAGCAAUGGCUUUGGAGGAGAAGGCUGUGAAGCCACGUUGUGGGACCUAAGACAGACUCGAAACAGAAUAUGUGAGUAUAAGGGGCAUUUCCAGACUGUUGCAUCCUGCGUCUUUCUACCAAGAGCAUUGGCCUUGAUGCCUUUAAUUGCUACCUCAUCACAUGAUUGCAAGGUGAAGAUUUGGAACCAAGAUACUGGAGCCUGCCUUUUCACCUUGUCUCUGGAUGGAUCAGGACCCUUGACUUCUCUGGCUGUUGGUGACGCCAUCUCCUUAUUGUGUGCAAGUUUUAACAGAGGAAUUCACUUACUCAGAGUGGACCACAGCCGAGGGCUGGAACUGCAGGAAGUGGCAGCAUUCUGAGGCCAAGAGACACUCACUGGACAAUAUCAAACCAUGGCCCUUUCUCAGCGUGGCUUUGUGUCUUUCCCAGUUAUCUUGUGGGGAGUGGGAUGUAGGGCUGGUAUUCUUUGUUUAGGUUCACUUAGAAGAGGUAUCAGUGUUGUAAGUCAAAUAAUUUAAGUCCAGUGAUUCAAAAUCAGGCAUAGAGUCCAGAAACAUGGACUACACAUAAGGUUCUCUAUUUAAGUUAAAUACAAAUGCAACUUUUUAGUGA
Molecule: messenger RNA, 1663 nt
Organism: Macaca mulatta (Rhesus monkey)
Lineage: Eukaryota; Metazoa; Chordata; Mammalia; Primates; Cercopithecidae
Gene: WDR31
Product: WD repeat domain 31
Molecular function (GO): protein binding
Source: RefSeq, a predicted model, not a curated record